Messenger RNA from Hemicordylus capensis (graceful crag lizard), 5665 nucleotides. RefSeq names its product SOS Ras/Rho guanine nucleotide exchange factor 2 (gene SOS2). The transcript has 23 exons. Gene Ontology annotation, cellular component: plasma membrane. NCBI's taxonomy places the organism in Eukaryota, Metazoa, Chordata, Lepidosauria, Squamata, Cordylidae. Gene Ontology annotation, molecular function: guanyl-nucleotide exchange factor activity; protein heterodimerization activity. The coding region runs from base 265 to 4242 and encodes 1325 amino acids. Gene Ontology annotation, biological process: positive regulation of GTPase activity; Ras protein signal transduction. The record is from RefSeq and is a predicted model, not a curated record.
GUCUCGGCCGCCAGGGGGCGAGCUGCCCGGGCAGGGAGGGAGGUCGGCCGACGCGCCUGCCCAGUCCGUCGGGGAGCGCGGCGGCCGCCGUCCAGGCCAGGGAAAAGCGGAGCGGCAGCGCCUGCUGCAGCCUGGAAGACCCGGAUGUGAGCGCGGCGCGGCGGGCCGGGCCGGCAGGGAGGGCCGGGGAGGGGGCGAGCGGCGCCCCUCCCCCCAGUCCAUCCCGGGGCGAGGAGGCGGAGGAGGAAGAAGAAGGGGGGGGCUAUGCAGCCGCCGCAGCCGCCCCCCUACGAGUUCCUCAGCGAGGAGAACGGGCAGAAGUGGCGGGGGCUCCUCGUGCCGGCCCUGCGCAAGGUUCAGCAGCAAGUCCAUCCCAACCUUUCAGCUAAGGAAGAUUCCCUCUACUACAUUGAGGAAUUGAUCCUUCAGCUUCUAAACAAGCUAUGCAUUGCACAGCCACGGACUUUCCAAGAUGUGGAGGAGCGAGUUCAAAAGACUUUUCCUCACCCGAUUGACAAGUGGGCAAUUGCAGAUGCUCAGUCAGCCAUUGAGAAGCGGAAGCGAAGAAAUCCUCUCCUACUACCUGUGGACAAAAUACAUCCUUUGUUAAAGGUUCUUGGUUAUAAAAUAGAUUAUCAUGUGUCCGUCUACAUUGUGGCUGUACUGGAAUACAUCUCCGCUGACAUCUUAAAACUGGCUGGCAACUAUGUUUUGAACAUACGGCACUUUGACAUUUCCCAGCAGGACAUUAAAGUAUCUAUGUGUGCCGAUAAGGUGUUGAUGGAUAUGUUUGAUCAGGAUGACAUUGGCUUGGUUUCUCUCUGUGAAGAUGAGCCCUCUUCUUCUGGUGAACUCAAUUACUAUGAUCUUGUCAGGACAGAAAUUGCAGAUGAAAAACAGUAUCUGCGGGAGCUGAAUCUGAUCAUAAAAGUAUUUCGAGAAGCUUUCCUGUCCAACAGAAAGUUGUUCACACCUUAUGACAUAGAAAUGAUAUUUAGCAACAUUGUAGAUAUCCACGAAUUAACAGUGAAGCUCUUGGGGUUAAUUGAGGAUACAGUGGAAAUGACUGAUGAAAGCAGUCCUCACCCUCUGGCUGGCAGCUGUUUUGAGGAUCUGGCGGAGGAACAAGCCUUUGACCCAUAUGAAACCUUGUCUCAGGAUAUCCUUUCACGAGUGUAUCAUGAACAUUUUAAUAACUUAAUGGCUAAACCUGCUGUUGCUCUACAUUUCCAGUCAAUUGCUGAUGGUUUUAAAGAAGCUGUACAGUACGUUCUUCCGCGGCUCAUGAUGAUUCCUGUUUAUCAUUGUUUGCACUACUUUGAAUUAUUACAGCAACUGCAAGAGUGUAGUGAAGAUGAAGAAGACUGUGAAUGUUUGAAACAAGCUAUUACAGCGCUCCUUAAUCUCCAGUGUAGCAUGGAACGUAUUUAUAACAAGCAUUCACCUAGACGCCGGCCAGGGGAGCCAGUAUUUUGGUUCUACAACCGCCAGGUAAGAAGCAAGCAUCUGGCCAUAAAAAAAAUGAAUGAGAUCCAGAAAAACAUUGAUGGCUGGGAAGGGAAGGAUAUUGGUCAGUGCUGUAAUGAAUUCAUAAUGGAAGGGACAUUGACCAGAGUUGGAGCCAAACACGAAAGGUAUAUAUUCCUCUUUGAUGGUUUAAUGAUCAGCUGUAAAGCCAACCAUGGACAGUCUCGGCUCCCAGGCUACAGCAACGCAGAGUACCGGCUUAAGGAAAAAAUAGUCAUGAGGAAAGUCCAUAUCGUGGAUAAGGAUGACACAGGCGAAUACAAGCAUGCCUUUGAACUGGUUUCCAAAGAUGAUAACAGCAUUGUGUUUGCUGCUAAGUCUGCUGAAGAGAAGAACAACUGGAUGGCAGCGCUGAUUUCCCUGCAAUAUCGCAGCACCCUGGACCGAAUGUUGGAUGUGGUGCUGUUGCAGGAAGAGAAUGAACAGCCUCUGCGGCUGCCCAGCCCAAGUGUCUACUGUUUUGCAGUGGAGGACUCAGAGGAGAAUAUUGUUUUUGAGGAUAACCUUCAGAGCAGGAACGGGAUUCCCAUUAUCAAAGGUGGAACUGUGGUGAAGCUCAUUGAAAGGCUAACUUAUCACAUGUAUGCAGAUCCUAAUUUUGUACGCACUUUUCUUACUACAUACCGCUCCUUUUGUAAACCACAAGAACUCCUAGGUUUGUUGAUAGAACGAUUUGAAAUCCCAGAGCCUGAGCCAACGGAAGCUGAUAGGCUGGCAAUAGAAAAAGGGGAACAGUCGAUCAGUGCAGACCUCAAAAGAUUUCGCAAGGAAUACAUCCAGCCAGUGCAACUCAGGAUAUUAAAUGUCUUUCGGCACUGGGUGGAACACCAUUUUUAUGAUUUUGAAAGAGAUCAGGAGCUACUUGAUAAAUUGGAAGCAUUUAUUGCCAGCGUGAGAGGCAAAUCCAUGAAGAAAUGGGUGGAAUCCAUUGCCAAGACUAUCAGGAGGAAAAAACAAGCUCAUGCAAAUGGCGUUAGCCACAACAUAACUUUUGAGAGCCCCCCACCCCCAAUUGAGUGGCACAUCAGCCGCCAGUUUGAGACAUUUGACCUCAUGACGUUGCACCCCAUAGAGAUUGCUCGGCAGCUGACCCUCCUAGAAUCUGAUUUCUAUAGGGCUGUUCAGCCAUCUGAACUUGUUGGGAGUGUGUGGACGAAAGAAGAUAAAGAAAUUAACUCUCCAAAUCUGCUGAAAAUGAUCCGGCAUACAACAAAUCUUACUCUUUGGUUUGAAAAGUGUAUAGUGGAAACUGAAAACUUUGAAGAGCGAGUGGCAGUGCUAAGCAGGAUUAUAGAAAUCUUGCAGGUUUUCCAAGACUUGAAUAAUUUCAACGGUGUGCUGGAGAUAGUCAGUGCAAUGAAUUCUGUCCCUGUGUACAGGUUGGAUCACACCUUUGGGGCACUGCAUGAGAGAAAAAAGAAAAUUUUGGAUGAAGCUCUAGAAUUAAGUAAAGAUCACUUUAAAAAAUACCUUGCUAAACUCAAGUCAAUCAACCCACCUUGUGUGCCUUUCUUUGGAAUAUACUUAACCAAUAUUCUGAAGACAGAAGAAGGGAAUCCUGACUUUCUUAAAAGACAAGGGAAAGGAUUAAUCAACUUCAGUAAAAGGAGGAAAGUGGCUGAAAUCACAGGAGAAAUCCAGCAGUAUCAAAACCAGCCUUACUGUUUACAGGUCGAACCAGAUAUACGGAGGUUCUUUGAAAAUCUCAAUCCAAUGGGAAACUUACCAGAAAAAGAGUUUACGGACCACCUGUUCAACAAAUCACAGGAAAUUGAGCCUCGGAACAGCAAGCCCCCUAGAUAUCCCAGGAAGACGACAUAUUCUUUGAAGUCUCCUGGAAUAAGGCCCAAUGCAAGCAGGCAUGGUUCUAUGUCUGGCACUCUGCGGGGCCACCCAACACCUCUUGAGAAGGAGCCCUAUAAGAUCAGUUUCAGCAGAAUCACUGAAGCGGAACAAGAGUCCACAGUGUCCGCACCAACCUCGCCAAGCAUACCAUCCACUCCUCCGGUGUCUGCAUCUUCAGAAAGUGUGUUCCUAGAAAAUGAUCUGAACAGCUCUUUCGGUAGCAACAACAGCAUAUUUGCUCCUGUCCUUUUACCACAGUCAAAGUCAUUCUUCAGUUCGUGUGGGAGUUUGCAUAAAUUAAGUGAAGAGCCACUGGUUCCUCCUCCUUUGCCUCCACGCAAAAAGUUUGACCAGGAUUCUUCUAACUCAAAGGGCAGCUCCAGAUCGGACGAUGAUCCUCCUGCUAUUCCACCAAGGCAGCCACCACCUCCAAAGAUACAGCCACGAGUCCCAGCGUACACUGGUCUGUUUGAUCAGCCACUGCAUAGCCCUCCCCCGCCGCCACCAAGAGACCCUCUACCCGACACCCCUCCUCCAGUGCCCCUUCGUCCUCCAGAGCACUUUGUGAACUGUUCGUUCAAUCUCCAGCCACCACCUGUGGGGCGUUUUCACCGAGAUCCCGACCGGCUCUGGGAGUCAAGCACGUGUCCCAACUCCCCCAACACUCCAAGCACCCCUUCGCCUCGGAUUCUGCGUCGCUGGUGUGUGCUCAGCCCGAAUCCCAACAACCUUGCAGCUCCCCCAGUCCCUCCGCGUCACAAUUCCAGCCCUCAGCUACCAAAACUGCCACCAAAGACUUACAAGAGGGAACUCUCCCACCCUCCUUUGCACAGACACUCUUUGCUAGAGAAUGCGGAAACUCCUCAAUGACCUUCACCACAGUAGUCAUUGACACUGGAAUUGUAGCUGGAACGUUCCCAUGUUCUUUUAAUUUAUUCCAAUAAGGCAGUGUAUUUGAAUGCUAUGGCAAGUCAUGCUUGUACCCAGAGUGCUGUUGAUCAUGACUCAUUCUAAAGUCUUGGAACAGCAAGAACAAACACACCUCCUGGCCUUUGUCUUCACAACCACAGCGUUCUCCUCAGGUGAUCAGUAGCACUGCCUUUUCAUCAUCCUCCUCCUCCUCCUCCUCAGUGCCGAUCGUUUUGCCAGUACCAAGAGUAUAGAUUUUGCACUGUAAAUGACACACUACACUAAUUUCAAACUGACGUCAGUUCAUUGCACUGAGCCCCCCCCCCCCCAAAAAAAGGUUUGCUAGUGGGAAUUCCCCCCACCCCACCCCCAACUGGAGCACGAGCAGCCUUUUCUGCAUUUUUUUAAAAAAGGGGGCAUGAUUCACUGGGAAGUUCUUGAAGGAGGCACAUUGAAAUGAGCAGGCGUCUCACCAGUCAACGGUGCUCUUGUUCAGCUCCUGUUCAUUUCCAUGAAGCUUAUCUGGGAGAACUUCCCAGAGGAUGGAAUUCCCACCCAAGCAUGAAGAUGUAUAUCAUGUUUCUGAUUUUUUGUUUUGUUUUUAACCUCUUUGGCCACUUGCCUUUUUAUUCCAUGAACCCUAAGAGGUUUGUGAAUGACCAUUAUUACUGCUGUUCUCAGAAAUUAGUCAAUAUCAUGUCAUAAUUUCCAUUGAUUUUGCUGCUGAAGAUGACAAGAAAAGGACAAGUGAUUGAAGAAAAACAGAAUGCACUAUAAGAGGCGUUCAUUUGCAGAGAGAGCAAAGGCUGCCUCACCCAGUUAUUGAAGAGUAUUUAGCAUGCUUCAGGUUUAGUUGUGCCUUUUCCCCGUUUGGGCAGGCAGAGGUAUCUUCAGUGAAAAGUUGCCUGCUGUUUUGGUGAACAAAGCUAUUAUGCCAUAUUAUGUACAGUUGUUUAUAGUGUAUAUUUACAGAUUAAUAACCUGUAUACAUUUCUGUGACUUGAGGCCUAUUCUGCAGUCUGUUACUCCUGUACACAGUUAAAAGCAUUUCCCUACACACCAGGAACAAAUUUUUGCCUUCUGGACUCAAAAUAACUUCCUUUUAGAUACUCACUUUCAUUAUGUGGAGUCCCUUUUGGAAACAUGGUGUUUAAACCAGCAAAUGCCGAAUAAUUUUUAUUUUGACUUUUUAAAAACUUAUGAGAGACACCUUCCUUUGGCCAGCAGGACUCUGCAUUCUUUAGUUGAAGCUGGCAAACUAGAAGAGUCUGGUUCCAAGUACUGUAGAAUCCAGAAGCCUUUUCUUGACUGGUUUGUGGCCUUUUUCCUGUGCUUUGUAUCAGAGUUCUUAACCAGAUUAAUAAAUCAACUCAGUCUUAAUUUU